Caenorhabditis angaria is the source of this 893-nucleotide messenger RNA. NCBI's taxonomy places the organism in Eukaryota, Metazoa, Nematoda, Chromadorea, Rhabditida, Rhabditidae. The record is from the annotation of a GenBank genome assembly.
AUGGUGAAUUUUCUAUUGAUAACUUUCAUAGUUCAAUUUUGUUCGAAAUCGAAAAAACAAGAGAGCAGAACUAGUUCUACUACGGAUGGUGGAACUCCGCCAAAUACGUAAGUUAGAGUAAAGUGGGAAGACCCGUUUCGAAAAAAGGAGCAACCCAAAAUUAGAAGGGGAUUUUUCACCGCAAAGUUAGAGACAGAAUGUUCUAAAUUUCGGACAAUCUAAGAAUAUGGAUUAUCUGGAAACCUACCAAGAUCUAAAAAUCUGGAACUUUUUUGCCUAGCUUCAGUCAUUUGUGGGAAAACUCUUUUAUAAAAGAACUUUUCUUCAUUCGAACAUUUUUAAUGCAAAUUAUUUCAGAGUCACACCAACAAACAAUAGCAAGAAGAUAGUAAAAAGCGAAGAAAAAAUAAAAGAUUAUGAUAUUUUGGAAAAAGAAGUAACAGCUCAAACACCUGAUACGCCCGAAUUGAAAUAUUAUGAUCUUGAUGUCACACAAAAAGAUGAACUUCAAAGAGUAAAUUUGAAAACAAAGAAAAUUAUCAAAUCUAAUGCGGCACCAUCGUCAGCUUCGAAACAUAACAAAAGAAAUAAACUUGAUCGCACACAAGGACUAUCGGUUUGUAUUUUUUGAGGGAAAUAGGGAGAACUUUUGGAAAUUAAAAUACAAUUUUAACGAGGUCUACAAUAUUUAUGUUUUUUUUCGGGUUGAUGAAAUAAACGAAGAUGAUGAUGAUACAUGUCAAGAUGCUCCAUCACUUGAAAUUCGAAAUCAAGGGCCAAGUUGUGAACAAGACACUUUAAAUUCUCGUAGAAAUAAGAACAAGAAAAGUCGAGAAAUUGUGAAAAAACCAAGUCGUGAACCGGUGAAAAAGGAUAAUCGAAGUCGAGAAUAA